AUGUCGGCCGCUACCAUGCUUGUGGCCAUCAUUAGAGGCGGCUUCGCGGGGGCGAUCCUGGCGAAUGCCCUGACCGGGCUUCCACAUCUCGAUACUCACGUCUUCGAGUCGGCCCCUGAGUUCUCUGAGCGCGGUACCGCUGUAGGGCUGUCCGGGAAUGCCCGGGUCGCCUUGCAGCAUAUAAUCCCAUCUGCAAAGGAGUUGCUCGCAAGAGCCGGGGCGGUCCCCAUCAAUUCCACUCGCAUUGUGCUGGGAUCCGGGCCAGAUGCAGGCACCCUCAUUGCAGACCUCGACGCUCACGCUACCCCCGAGGACAAAGAGUUGAUCGUUCAUCGCGCAUCCCUCUUACGCGAGCUACUGGCUCCAUUGCCUAAGGAAUGCCUGCAUUCGAACAAAAAGCUCACUGACAUCAAGGGCACUGGAAACGGGAUCCAACUCACGUUCCAAGAUGGCACAACGGAUCAGUUUGAUAUCGUGAUCGGUGCUGAUGGUAUCUUCAGUUCAGUCCGCAAAUAUGUCUUACAGGAGGCCGCGGAGGAGUGCGCCGCUUCACCGGCAGGUUGGUGGGACAGCAGGGUCGUAGUGCCCUUAGAGAAAGCACGAACGGCGCUCGGUGAGCAAUUCUUCGACGUCCAUAGACAAUAUCUCUGGACUGGAGAUAAAGCCUUCCUGCUCCACGACGUGCUGGAGAACGGGACCUUGGUCCAAUGCAUCAUCUCGGCCGUCGAGGAGGGUCCUCCUGCAGACCGGAAGCGCACUCUCACUCGGGAGCUACUCACGGCAACUUUGGGUGACUGGCUCGAGGGACCCAUCGCGAAGGGUAUGAUUGAGCUCACACUCGAGGACUCCGGUACCCAAGGCUACUCCCAGUGGGAGCACAAGUCGACCCCAACCUACGCCAACGGCCGCGUCUGCAUCAUGGGGAGACGCAGCCCAUGGACGACGCCCUGGCAGAGCGCGGGAGCCGGUCAAGCUUUCGAGGACGCCGCGGUCCUCGGGGCGCUGCUGUCGGCAGUUUCCUCAGCCGAGGAUGUCAACGCGGCGUUCGCGGCGUACGACUCCGUCCGGCGACCCCGGUGUCAGAGAGUCAUCGACUCGAGCAGGGAAACUGGACAGAUCUUCACUGGGCGGCAUGAGGAGGUGGGCAUAACGCCGGAUGAUCUGAGAGCUGCGCUUGGGGGUCGAUGGGCGUUCUUGACGAUUGACCUGGAUGUGCAUAAGCGGGAGGCGCUGGACAAGAUGAGGGAGAUUCUGGGGAAGGGGAAAUAA
This is a messenger RNA of Anthostomella pinea, 1269 nucleotides long. The record is from the annotation of a GenBank genome assembly. Lineage: Eukaryota; Fungi; Ascomycota; Sordariomycetes; Xylariales; Xylariaceae.